Messenger RNA from Odocoileus virginianus texanus, 4573 nucleotides. RefSeq names its product craniofacial development protein 1. Lineage: Eukaryota; Metazoa; Chordata; Mammalia; Artiodactyla; Cervidae. Gene Ontology annotation, cellular component: Swr1 complex. The record is from RefSeq and is a predicted model, not a curated record.
GUUCCUCCCCAGCCACCGCCUCCUGUCUCUCACCACUACGCUCUAUCCCUAGAGCUUUGCCUUUGGGCACAGCUGCUUCACGCCUGUAGACCCUGCACGGUAGCGACAUGGAGGAAUUCGACUCUGAAGACUUCUCCACCCCCGAGGAGGACGAGGACUACGUGCCCUCGGGUGGAGAGUAUAGUGAAGAUGAUAUAAAUGAAUUAGUGAAGGAAGAUGAAGUGGAUGGUGAAGAGGAGACACAGAAAACCAAAGGGACAAAAAGAAAGGCUGAGAGCGUUCUGGCCAGGAAGAGAAAACAAGGUGGCCUCUCACUAGAAGAAGAGGAUGAAGAGGAUGCCAACAAGGAAUCUGGAGGAAGUAGUAGUGAGGAGGAAGAUGCAGUAACAGGGCAGGAAAAAGGCAUUGAGUCAGAGGAUGCCAGGAAAAAGAAGGAGGAUGAACUAUGGGCCAGCUUCCUGAAUGAUGUAGGCCCGAAAUCAAAAGUGCCCCCAAGUACACAUGUUAAAACAGGAGAGGAGACUGAAGAGACAAGUUCAAGUCAUUUGGUCAAAGCAGAAAAGCUAGAGAAACCUCAAGAAACAGAAAAAGUUAAAAUUACAAAGGUGUUUGAUUUUGCUGGUGAAGAAGUCAGGGUGAUUAAGGAAGUGGAUGCCACAUCUAAAGAAGCCAAAUCCUUCUUCAAGCAAAACGAGAAAGAAAAACCCCAGCCUAACAUUCCUUCAUCUGUGCCGUCACUUCCUGCCGGGUCAGGGUUAAAAAGAUCAAGUGGCAUGAGCAGCCUUUUGGGGAAAAUCGGAGCCAAGAAGCAGAAGAUGAGCACCCUAGAGAAGUCUAAGCUGGACUGGGAGAGCUUCAAGGAGGAAGAGGGCAUUGGCGAGGAGCUAGCCAUCCACAACCGAGGGAAGGAGGGGUACAUCGAGCGAAAAGCUUUUCUAGACCGAGUGGAUCAUAGGCAGUUUGAAAUCGAGCGAGAUCUCAGGCUGAGCAAAAUGAAGCCCUGAUGUGAUGAGGAGCCCCCGGCAGCUCAGUCCUCUCUACAGCGUGAGCUUCUUGUGUGUCUGCGAGAUGUUUCCUGUUUCUCAUCGACUGUCUCCCAGCAAGGUCCUUUUUUCUACAUUGACUUUCUGCCUUUGUAUCUUGAUCUCAUGUGAUUUCAUUUGUUUUACUUUUAAUAGUUUGUCCUUUCAAAAAUAAAAAUUAAAAAAAAAAGUACAAGUUGAUCCUGUGAGAGACUGGUGAGGAUGACGCCACUUGCCGUCCCUUUGUUCUGCUGCAAAGUCUAGGAGGCCAAGCCCAUUCCUCAGGCCUGUCUUGGCCGCUGUGGAGAAGGGCGUGUGGCCCACUCGCCGUGGGCCCGAGAGCAGGGGCUGUCUGAGACGGGGCCCGCUGUGCUGGUGCGACGCCGGGCCCCGUGCUUCUGUCCUGACUGGGACUCCUCGCUGAUACAGUGUAAGGAUGUAAAGUAAGGAUAUGCCAUCACUGAAUUAGAGAUCUUUCUUUUCCCUCAGCCAUUCUCCUCUCCAAAGUCAACUUCCCGUGUGUUCUCACCUCAGUAAUUCUUUGAUUGGGGGUUUGUCAAAGAAAACCCCAAAGGACUUUUUUUUUUUUUUUAACUCUUUAGAAGAUUUAAAUUCCAAACUUCAUAUUAAUAAAGUAGCAGACCUCACACCCCGCCUCUGGGGGUGGGCGGGCGGACGUCCUGAGUAACAUGGACGGGGUUAAGGGGCAGUAGGGCUCCAGAGACUGGAGUUCAGAUCCUGCCCGUACACCUACCAGCCCUGUGACCUUGAGCACAACUCCGCUUUCUGAACCUCACAGGGUGGAGGUGAGCUAGUGACACGUGCAGGGAACACGCGCAGGUCUCCGCCUCUGGUUCUCUGAUACACAGGCAGACGCUCACGCAGCCAAGACCAGACUGUCAGCCCUGCGUGGUCCUGAGGUUCUGACCCUCGUUACUCACUGAGGCCAGGCUGGGUGACGGGGCUGACUGAGGUGUGUGCAUCUUCGAUACAGAAUCAUCUCUUCCAUCGGAGUCUUGUUUGAACUGUAGCCAGCAAUUUUUAAGAACAGGUGGAUAACAGUUUAUCUAGCUCUUCACAUCCAUGGUUAGUGAAAACUGAUCUGCCUAACUCCCAAGGGAAAUAACAUCCCUUUCCAGGAGUAGGGAACUGCCAAGGAAAAUGUCUGCAGGAAGUGGGGAGCCUGAGUCAGCGCUGGGAGACAGCUCGACAGUCCUUUGCCAGGCACCGGGCACCGCCCUUGACUGUGGCGGGGACGACUGAGGAAGGCGGCCAAGGACACUUCCUGGCCGGUCUGUGGAGUCCAGAAAAUCCCUGAGAGCUGAGCUUCCUGGCCUCGCUCUGGCCAUCAGUCUUCUCCUAGUCCCAGAUGAACGCAUUCGAUUUCCAGGUCUUCGCGUACUUUCCCGUUACUGAAAAAAACCUGCCCUACAACAGCAUAACGUCAAAGAAGAAAAACAGGCUUCUUUAUGCGUUCUGUUCACCUAUUUCCCAAGGAACACAGUGCUCUAAUUAAGAACGCUGCAUAAAGUCCCGGGGGAAAAGGGCAGCAUUGAGAACUAAGUCUUGAUUGAGCUGUGCGCUGUCGGAGCUGAGCAGAGAGAACUGGACAAACCCCAGGGCCUAAGGUCACGAGAACUGACCGGGCCAGCAGGCUGGUGGCUGGUGCCACAGGAGGAUAUGGAAGACCUCCAGGAAAGGAGUGGCGCCACGAUGCUGCCGGAAGCCAGGAGGCACCAGGCAGGCCAGGGGACGGGGUCUCAGGUGCCGUGCCACCUCUUGGCCUUAGCAGGACAGAGCAGGUUUGUGUGGCGUGGGUCUCAGGCGCAGCUUUCUUCUGCCAUUUAACUGGAAUUGCUGAGGCAUGUUGGGUAGGAGCCCAUGACUUUUUCUUCUUUUUUCAUUACUAAAAAGGAGUUGGUAUACGAUGGUGAACUCCAGGGGAAGCAUUCAGAAGCUCUCAGUUUUAUCAACAAAGGACAGGCUGGUCCCGUGUGCCUGAUGCUUUCUCCCACUUUUCCUGACCAGGAGAGGAAACUCGCCUGAGGUCAGACUAUGAAACUAACAGUGAUUACAUCCACUUGGUAGGCCUGGAGGGCAGGGGGCAGGCAAGAUGAAACAGCCUCUUCUCACCUGCUGGAUCCGGCUCCCGGCUGGAGGAUUCACGUGGGAAAGGAAAGACUGGAGCGCAAGGGGACAGAAGAGCCAAAGGUGAAGGACACUUACACUUGAGAACAGUGACAGCUGGCACACUCUGGUGCCAGAAGUAUGCCAAAGGCGUGGGCACACAGGCUUCAGCUUCCAGUCCUCGGUGCCCCGGGGCAGCAUCGGAACCUCUGCAGGGGAGAGUGUGCGCCACAGUGCAGACCGGCUUGCCGUCUCCUCUUCAGGAUGCUGCCUGCUUUCAGCGAGUGGGGGCAGGAGGGGCUGGUGCCCAGGUGACUUAAAUCUUAAAUGCCAUCCCAGUGCAUCUCCUUCCCUGGCGUACCAGUGUGCCCAGGGUUCCUACUUUGACAGGAAAAAUCUUACCCUCAGAGUGUUUUGUUUUUUUUCUGCAGCCUUUUUGUUUUUUUAUGCCGUCUCAAGGCAACUUAGAUCCAACAGUACUACUCCCAGAUGCAGUCUUUGUGCGUAGGCAAGUUGACCACAAGGAGGAGAGUGGGCUGUAGAAGUCCAGAAGAUUCCGCCUGGUUCCCUGCAGCCUAGAAUGGCCCAAUCCACAGACCCUCCUUCCCAGGGCUCCUCUCCAGGGUCAGCCUGUGAGCUUUCAUUAGUGUGCCCUCCGAAAGCUGAUGGGGUGCUGGAUCUCUGCUCAAGUAAGGGACAAUGUGGCUGUGUUGGGGAAGGAAGGAGGGAAACUAACGUAACAGGAGGAGCACGCAGACAGUGGGUUUGGCUCCCUGCGAUUCAGGGUGAGUCCCUCCCUCUGUGUCUUAGAUUUCCUUGUCUUCAAAGUUUUCUGAGAAUGCUUAAUAAUCCUGCUCUGCCAACCUCACAGCGUUUUAUUAAAUGAAAUACACUAUCCAAGUGUUAAGUUACUCUAAUUAAAUUGCACACUUGGCUCCCAGCUCCCCAAGACAGCCAAGCUUCUGUGAGUAUAAAUUAGCACCCCCUUGAAGAGCACUUUGGCGAUGCCUCAGAUCUGGAGCUGCACUCGGCCCAUGACACAGCAGCUCUGCUCCUGGCUUGACAUCCUGGAGAAGUGCCGGUGUGUGCACAGGGAGGCAGGCUUAUUGGUGACAGGGAAAACCUCGAAACCAUCCUCUGGCCAUCAGGAGAAAGGGUCAGUUGUGAAAUAGCCACACAGGAGAAUACAGUACAGCGGUGAAGUGAAGGGACCAGGGCUACAUGCAUCAACAAGAUGAACCCUGUAAGCAGGUUUGAUGCACAGAAUGCCUAACACACAGCCCCAGUUACACAAGUUCAAAAGCAUGCAAACACAGGUGGUGGUUUCCCGACACUGAAUGCACUGAAUGCCGCUGAAUUGUACAUUUUAAAAUGGUUAAUCUUAUGUUAUAUGAAUUUCGCCUCAAUAAAAUUUUUAAACAUGA